CCCUUAAAUGGCUUUUUGUUGACUCUCCGUCUCGUAUUCCAAUCUCGCAGAGGGAUCGGGUCACUCGCCGUGGUUGCUGCGAUCGACGGGCUCUGGUCUCCAUCGGCAAGCAGCGGCAGCAGGAAUGGCGGGCGGCAGCGACAAAAUCGACUACGUCUUCAAGGUGGUGCUGAUCGGAGACUCUGCGGUGGGGAAGUCGCAGAUCCUGGCGCGAUUCGCUCGCGACGAGUUCAGCCUCGACUCCAAGGCCACCAUCGGGGUGGAGUUCCAGACUAGGACGCUCGUCAUCCAGCACAAGAGCGUCAAGGCACAGAUCUGGGACACCGCUGGCCAAGAAAGGUAUAGAGCUGUCACCAGUGCCUACUACCGUGGGGCAGUAGGGGCCUUGCUUGUUUAUGACAUUACUAAGCGUCAAAGCUUCGACCAUAUUCCUCGGUGGCUCGAGGAGCUUCGGAGCCAUGCCGACAGGAACAUAGUCAUCAUGUUAGUGGGCAACAAGACCGACCUCGAGGACCAGAGAACCAUAACCACAGAAGAUGCCCGGGAGUUUGCUCAGAAGGAGAAUCUCUUCUUUCUCGAAACAUCAGCUCUAGAAGCUACAAACAUCGAGAAUGCCUUCCAGACUGUGCUGACUGAGAUAUUCAACAUCGUCAACAAGAAGAACCUGACAUCUGAUCCUCAAAGCAACAACACUGCACCAACAUUGCCAGGAAAGAAAAUAAUCGUCCCUGGCCCUGCACAGGAGAUUCCGAAGAGUAAGACCUGUUGUACAACUUCCUAGCUUGUGUUCAUCUUCUAUGUAGCUGUUCGUUACAGCGGAGUAGUUGGCUAGUCGUCUUACCCUCAAAAGCAGUAGCUGUUUGUUUUGAAUUGUGACAUCUUGGUGGAAUUGGAAAGAACGAGUGGGUGAACAUGGGAAGAUGUGGUUCGGUGUAUGGUUUAAUUAUAUUUGGUUGAUAUGAAACACUUUCGAUGCUUCUCUUGAUAAACU
Messenger RNA from Zingiber officinale, 991 nucleotides. Its product is annotated as ras-related protein Rab11D-like. Gene Ontology annotation, cellular component: endosome. NCBI's taxonomy places the organism in Eukaryota, Viridiplantae, Streptophyta, Magnoliopsida, Zingiberales, Zingiberaceae. The record is from RefSeq and is a predicted model, not a curated record. Bases 125 to 781 code for a protein of 218 amino acids. Gene Ontology annotation, molecular function: GTPase activity; GTP binding. The transcript has 2 exons.